This is a messenger RNA of Alternaria hordeiaustralica, 969 nucleotides long. RefSeq lists its product as uncharacterized. The transcript is spliced from 2 exons. The record is from RefSeq and is a predicted model, not a curated record. Lineage: Eukaryota; Fungi; Ascomycota; Dothideomycetes; Pleosporales; Pleosporaceae. The coding region runs from base 1 to 969 and encodes 322 amino acids.
AUGCACCUAGCUAUUUGUUUUGAACUACGAGCUCGCCUGCGCCUGGUGUGCCCACAAGCUUUCAAACCUGAUGAGCAGUACUGUACCGUUGGAGCCGACCGCGACUAUCACGAGAUAGUCAUGGAGGUUUCUGUGAAAGAACUAAACGUGAUCUUAGACCCGGAAUGCGGUCCAGAAUACGAUGCCAAACGCCGAUAUGAUUUUCUCCUUCUUGGUGAGCUCGGGCAUCCAAAGACAAUGCCGUACCCUGUCGGCAAGCGAAGAACCAAAGAGAACGUAGAGGUUAUGCAGGCUACUGAACGACGGCUCGAUGAGCUUUGGAGCAAGUUCGAUGCUCACGUGCAGAAGUAUUUGAAGAAAAUACACCUCGAGGCUCUUGAAUCCCUAGCGCCGUCAAGAGGACAAAUACAACGGACGCCAGACUGGAUAGAACCGGCGAAACCUUCCAACAAAGCGAAGAAAGAUGCUGCCCUGCAGGAAUACAUUACGCCUCUCAUACCGGAGCAGCAGCCCGACCCUGUAGACCUCCCAAUUCGGAGUGAGAAGCGCAAGACCAGGGGGAUUGCGAAUGAUCCUUCCACUGAGCCUGUCGAAGUCGCAGCAGACUUGCAGCCAGUCGCUUCUGAGGAAACAAACACUCCGCCUACACCGCGCUUCACCGUUGGGAAAAAGACACAGCACACAUUCUCGACUAUAUUCUUCCAGCCGUCUGCAAGCUCGCAUCCCGGUGAAGUCCCAUGGACUGAAUUCCUCUCAGCUAUGAACACGAUUGGCUUCUCACCCGAGAAGGUGUAUGGCUCUGUAUGGCGCUUCACACCGAGAGAGGGGGGUGUUAUUACGGCAAGGCAGCCAAUCAAUUUCCACGAGCCGCAUCCUGAGGGAAAAUUGAGGUUUGAGGUAGCAAGGAAUUACGGGAGGAGAUUGACGAGGAACUAUGGUAUCGAUGGUAGCAGCUUCAUUGUCGCGUAA